Molecule: messenger RNA, 873 nt
Organism: Impatiens glandulifera
Lineage: Eukaryota; Viridiplantae; Streptophyta; Magnoliopsida; Ericales; Balsaminaceae
Product: pathogenesis-related genes transcriptional activator PTI6-like
Exons: 3
Coding region: 1-873 (290 amino acids)
Biological process (GO): regulation of DNA-templated transcription
Molecular function (GO): DNA binding; DNA-binding transcription factor activity
Source: RefSeq, a predicted model, not a curated record
AUGGGUUCGAUUUCGAUCGAGAUGAUUGAUCAACUAGCCGCCGCCGCCUUCUCUCCUCCGAUCAAGUACUCCGAACAUCUGUCUGUCACCUCCAAAGUCGACUCCUCGAAGUCCUCCGACAAGAAUCUGCCGGCGCCUGAACGAAUCAUCCGGCUAUCGGUCACAGACCCAUACGCGACCGAUUCAUCAAGCGACGAACGGGAGAACGACAAUCGCCGUCGCGUGAAGAGAUACAUCAGUGAAAUCAGAAUCCAACCUGGUCGGACAUCAAACAAAGGAGGAGAGAGGAAGUACCGUGGUGUCAGAAUGAGGCCGUGGGGAAAAUGGUCGGCGGAGAUUCGUAAUCCAGUUGAAGGGCGAAGAGUUUGGUUAGGAACUUUCAAUACGGCGGAGGAGGCUGCGAUAAGUUAUGAUAAGGCUGCUAUUUCAUUUCGUGGUUCGGAUGCCCAAACAAACAUUCUCCAGCCGCCGCCGCCGCCGCCUCCGACGACGACGACGGAGGAGAAGAAGGUCUCCGGCAAUCUCCCUUGUUCACCCACAUCUGUUCUUGUCGUGGAACCACCCGUCGUGAAAGAUCUGCCGCCUCCAGCUGAUGAUCAGUGUUUGGCGUUAGAUCUACGUUUCUUGAACAAUUUCUUUGAUUCCAGGCCACCUUCGCCUAACGAGCAGACGGAGGAUUUGGCAUCAGAUCUGAUGGAGAUGUAUGCUGAUUUUUCGGAAAUAUGGGAGGAGGAUGAUGCGACGAGGUUGGCGUCAGCUCUGAUGGAGAUGCAAAUUUGGGAUGAUGAUGAUAUGGAGUUUGAUCAUGCUUGCUUUGAUGGCAUGAAUUUGGAGAUCGGGGAUUAUUUCGAUGAUGACAAUUCAUGGAUUUAA